AUGCCUCCAGAACGUGCUGCACCGCCACAUCCACCCAGUGUCACAAAUCUCAUGGUAGAUGGAAAAGGAGCAAGAGGUAACAUUAUCAUAAAUGAGGGUAUUGAGGUCAACAUAUCAUGUUCUUUUGACAAAGGAAAUCCCUCCACGAACUUCCUUCUUCUGGAUAAAACAAUAAAGGAAAUAAAAGCAUCUAGAGACGAACAACAUCUGAACCUCUCCCUUGUCCUCCAAUGCAAAGACGACUGGCCCACCAUCAGAUGCCAAGGAAGUGGCUCCGAAACGAACGAAUCUAUCUCUUUCCUUGUUAAGUGCCGUCCUCAGUUUGUCGACAAGCACCCCAAGGUUGUGGAGACUGCAGCAAACAUAAAGUGGAUAUUAACCAUAAAAGCCCACACAACUGUCAUUCAAAAAUGUCUCUUGAUGUCGCUGACUUUAGGAGAGAACUCAAACAGAGAAGUCAAAUGUACCCUGACUGGCGACCCCCCUGACCUGCUGCUUAUUGUUUCCCUUGACAAGGAGGAUGUAGCAAAGGGAGGAAACUGGGGGCUGACUCUCCACAAUGAGAAAGGCUCAUCAGACACAUUAGUGUUUAGCAUACAAUCACGUGAGUAGAAUUUCAAAGUUGUAUUAAUAACUUUUGUAGAAGCACUAGUGUCCAUAACACGAGUGUAGUUUCAAAUACUAUUAAUAACUUCUACAGAAACCUGAAAAAGUAGAUAUUAGUAGAUACUAAGAACUGUCCAAAAAGAAACUUUUUUAAUUGUAAUUUUUAAAAAUCAGUGAUGAUACCAACAGUCACGAAUAUUUUCAUAUUGUUUUGACGU
This is a messenger RNA of Pomacea canaliculata, 824 nucleotides long. RefSeq lists its product as uncharacterized. Bases 1 to 612 code for a protein of 203 amino acids. The record is from RefSeq and is a predicted model, not a curated record. The transcript has 3 exons. Lineage: Eukaryota; Metazoa; Mollusca; Gastropoda; Architaenioglossa; Ampullariidae.